UACGUCGAUUAUGUUUAUUUGUUAUUUACAGAGUUCUUGCCUUUGUCAGAACGACAUUUGUUGACUUUAGAUUACCUCUUACUCUGUCUACCCGUAGCCAUUUCCAAAUGUUGUGCCAUGUCGUCAGAACGUUCCCAUGUGAUAGUUCUAUUCUGUCCUGUUGUCAUCCUAGUAUCAACUCAUUGUUGGCAACUCUAGCAAUUACCUUAUGUUGUUUGUUUUGUGCAUAUUUUAGUUUCGGUGCGAAUAAGCUGUGAUUUCUUUCUCUUGAUUUGAAGCAUGUCGUACCCAAACUUGGAUAGUGUAAACGGUCCUCAAAUGAGUUAUGGAAAUCAGCCAGGUGGCUAUCCUGGGGGACCACCUGGAGGCUAUCCUGGGGGCUAUCCAGGCGGACCACCCGGUGGCCCUGGUGACCAGCAUCCUGGUGGUGUCAGCCCUCAAGUACAGCAGUGGUUCAAUGCUGUUGACAGGGAUAGAUCUGGGAAAAUAAGUGCCAAGGAGCUCCAAGCAGCUCUUGUCAAUGGGCAAGGAAAGAACUUUUCAGACCAAGCCUGCAACUUAAUGAUAGGCAUGUUCGAUGUGGAUGAGUCAGGAAUGUUUGACAAAGACAAGUCUGGGACCAUUGAUAUCAAUGAAUUCCAGCAGUUGUAUAAUUAUGUUAACCAGUGGCUUGGAACAUUCCGGAGUUAUGACCGCGAUCAAUCUGGUCACAUUGAAGAACCUGAACUGGCUCAAGCUUUCCAGCAGAUGGGCUUCCGCUUCACUCCAGAAUUCAUUAAGUUCCUCAUCACAAAGAGUGACAUGCAGGACCAUGCCAAGAUCUCGGUGGACCAGUUCAUUGUUCUCUGUGUUCAAAUCCAGAGAUUUACAGACAACAGCAGUGAAAUAAGAUGUCGGUUUGAUGAGCCUGAAUUUGAGAAAGCUAAAAGGAAGCGGAAAUUCAAAGGAGAUGCCACUUAUGUCCAGAGUGGUUUGGGUAUGGGACUUUCGGAUCAAAGACAGGGUGAGUCUGAGUCUGGUCUAAGCCUCAAGCAUGAAAAUGAAACAUUGAGAGAAGACAUGGAACAAUUAGUUACAGAGAAUGUGCAUCUUAUAAAGGAAAACAAACAACUGCAAGAGGAGAACCAUACUUUGAAAGAGAAAGUGAGGCGUUUAGAAGAGGAGAAUAAAAGGCUUCACAAGGAGCACAAAGAUGCCAUUGAACUGUCCUCUUGGCUCUCUUCAGCCAAAGAAAUUGUGGAAAAUUUAAAGAAGAAACCCAUUGUUUUUGCUAAACGAACAAAGAAACCGCCAUCAAUGAUCCGUCCCAUGGAUAUGCAAAGUCGCACCCUAAGAUUUCCCAUCUCCAGUGCCCCCAGAAAUUUUCCAGACGUCAGAAACACACAGUGGAGUGAUGGAGAACAGCCUCAUACGAAUGGCACUUUUGUCACCCCUCAUGUCAAAAUUGAAAGGACAGAUGAAGACCAACAAUUUGAAGAUGGUCACGAACCCUCUUACCAUACACCACUUCUUAACUUUGACCAGGUUGAGUUCCAUCAGUCUGGAAAAGAAAGCUGUGAUACAUCUAAUGGUUUAUUACUAGAUAUGACUGUGACUGAGCCAGUUGAUGACGAAGUUGAUAGGAUUGGGAGGGAGCAGCUUUUGUUCCCAGAACCAGUAGAAGGGGUUUGUGAGUUGUGCCCUGGAUCAAGGAUCUAUGUAGCACUAACAGCCAUGGACAAUAUUUUGAGCAAGAAGAGUCAUAGCUCUGUUGCACGUAGUUGUCUUGAAGCUAUAUUCAAAAUGCCCUAUUUGCUGUCAUGCUCUGUACAAGGAAAUGUUGCAAAAGGUCCCUAUGGAAAGCCUGAUGUUCAAAGACCUUCUUUGUACAGACCUGCAGUCGAAUCCAUUUUAAAGUAUGCUAGAUAUCAUGCUGAACAAAAUGGAUGGAAAGUGGAAGAAAAUACAACUAUAAAAAAGCAGAUGAAUACUCGACUAUCAGAACUCAGAAACAUCGCAAAAUACAAAGCUCAAGCCGCGGCUGUGGACGCGGGGGAACCCGGAGAGCAACACAAAGGCUAUUCAAGAUACAAAAAUAUUGUUGCAGCUCUAUCUGCACUCCCUAUUGUAGCUCAAUCAUCACCUAGUGACAUAUCUAGUGAACCAGAAUUGGGGCAUGUAACAAAAUAUCCUUGUUCUAAAAGUGAUCCCUCUGACACUAGUUAGUUCUCAUGGCAAUAUUUUUCAUCUUAUCCCUAGUAAGAAGUGUUGCAAUGAUGAAGAUCUUAAAGUUCGUAUUAUUAGUGUUGAAUGGCAGCAUUCUAAUUACUGUAUUUGACAAAUUUAAGUGGCACUAUAAUCAAAGGCACUCCAAUUUUGAGAGAUGUUACAAAGGUUCAUAAGAGCAAACCUCCCAUUCAAAGAAGCACAUAGUGUUAUAAUUGAAUAAAUGUGGUAGUGCCAUUUUCACUGACUGAGCAAAAGUGGCUUAAGUCUUCCUUAUUUUGCAUUUUGUGUCUUGGGCCAUUCAUUUUGAAUUCUAAGUUAAAAUCAAAGAGUCUGCCAUAUCCAUAUGCCAAAUAUAUCAAUUCUAGUACUUUAAUCAAGUAAGUAUUUACUGUACUUUAGCUUUAGUUUAAUUGUUGCGACUUUCGUCAUGUUGCUCAACACAGAGAGAAGGAGUGCGUCAGUGAAGCGCCUUCUUCUGUCCUAUUUUACAUGUUUACAUGUGUCACUCAAUGAUACACCACAUCUAUGUUUUAGUUACCAUUUCAACUACCUUUUAUGUUCAAAUGACCAUUAUUUUUGUUGUUUUAUCCAUUUUUAACUUGUGCGGCACAAUGUAAUUAAUUGAAUUUAGAUUGUAAAGACAAGGCAUGCCAUAGGUAAAAGCCCUAUGAGUGAGACAGUCAAUUAUUUAUUUUAUGCUACUAUAGCUUUGCAGUUUAAGUAAAAUUGAAACUGACACUUGUGUACCUGGAAAAGAUUUCUCCCUUGCUAGUUAUUUUUUUUUUUUGGCUCAGUGAAAUUGCUGCACCAUUCUGUAAAUAUGUAGAAUGAACCCUUUUGAAGUAUGUGCACAUAGCGUUUCUAAAUCUAUCAUUGUGAGCUUCAGCCACCACAAGGGAGAUGGAAAGGCAGGGCAGAGACAAUGUAGGUGGGCCUCAAGGGUAAUAAAUUUAGUUUCAAGUAAAUUGACUUUUCCUAUAUAUUGACUGAUCUUAGCACAAGUUGAUUUCUUCAUAGUGCACUGUGAUAUUGUUCAUGUAAAUCUAUAUUUAUUUUUGCAGUCUAUUUUUGUGCCUAUAAUAGAAACUCUUCCAAAUCUUUUAAGUUUUUGUUGUAUUUCUUGUCAUGUUUAGUUUUCAAAACAUGAUGAAUGCCCAUCUUUGAUUGUACUAUUCCGAGGACAGAAUCAAGUAUUGCGACAGGGGCCCUGUUUUAUGUGUUAGUUAGAUUUGUUGUUGUCAGAUAAGUUGUUACUUACUUAACAGAAUUUUAUUGUGUAAAUCCCAGCAUAGAAACUUCGUUUUUCUAAGUCAGGACACAUUAUUAGCUGAGUUGUUAUUUGUUCCUGUUGAAAUUCUGUAAAAUUUUUACCUGAUGUUUUGUGAAAUACAGUAAGCGUGAUUUGCAA
Molecule: messenger RNA, 3616 nt
Organism: Thrips palmi
Lineage: Eukaryota; Metazoa; Arthropoda; Insecta; Thysanoptera; Thripidae
Gene: Pef
Product: peflin
Exons: 10
Coding region: 280-2205 (641 amino acids)
Biological process (GO): COPII vesicle coat assembly
Molecular function (GO): calcium ion binding
Source: RefSeq, a predicted model, not a curated record